AUGAAGAAGAUAAGGGAAGUGGAUGUGCCUGUGAUUGCUCAAGUUACAGGGCUUGCUGUUGCUGCUGGAGCUCAACUUGCAAUCGCAGCAGAUAUUACGAUUGCAUCUGAAAACGCCAAGUUCAGCGUCCCCGGCGCAAAAACCAUCGGGUUAUACUGCCACUCACCCGCGGUUGAACUUGCCCGCGCGGUACCUCGCAAGAUUGCGAUGGAUUUACUUGUUACUGGAGAUUUUCUGGAGGCAAGCGAUGCGUAUCGAGCUGGAAUGAUUUCCCGAUUAGUCGGCGAUUAUGAUGCGUGUGUUGCUGCUGUGGAAGAUGUGAUCAACAAAAUUGAAAACACCUCUCGAAGCGUCCAAGCACUUGGAAAACAAAAGUUCUAUGACCAAGUUGAUCUACCGAUUCAAGACGCCGCAAAUUUGAUGGAAAACGCAAUGUACGAGAAUCUUCAACUAGCGGACACACAAAUAGGAAUCAACUCUUUCAUGGAGAAGAAAAAGCCGCAGUGGACCCAUUCUAAUGCAAAACAAGACCCCUAA
Oikopleura dioica is the source of this 537-nucleotide messenger RNA. The record is from the annotation of a GenBank genome assembly. Lineage: Eukaryota; Metazoa; Chordata; Appendicularia; Copelata; Oikopleuridae.